CUGACCAAUCAGGCAAGCGACAACCCACCCGCCUGGAUCACGUGCCCGCUGCUGCGGCGCUGUCUCCUCGCGUUUGCCCUUCCGCGCCCGAAGUGAGACGAGAGGUUGUUUGGGGGUGGAUGGGAGACCCGCUAGUCAUCCCUGAAAUGCUGGGGAGGGGAAAAAUAAGAUACUUCUUGCGGCUGGUGCCCGGAAAGCAGUACUUUGGCAUGUACAGAUUCCUUCCUUUCUUCUUUCUCUUUGGGGGAGCCAUGGAGUGGUUUAUGAUCAAUGUCCGGCUUGGUGAAGAGACAUUUUAUGAUGUUUACCGUAGGAAACGCUCAGAGAGACAGUAUGAGCAGAGGAUGGAAGAAAGAUGAAUUUUGCACUGAACCAUUUUGACAGAAAAACCCUGAGCUCUUGAAUCCUGUGAAUCAUAGUUUAGAGAAUUGUCACUCCUGUUAAAUGCAUUCACAAGACUACAUCUCUGCAAGUUGGACUGUAAUGGAUUCAGCGCCAGGUCUAUGAAACAUGGUUUUCCAAAGUAUUUUUAGAAUGUAUUUUUUCUUCACCCACUUCAGAAUCUUUUCCAGUAAUAUUUUCUGAAUAGAAGGGUGAAGAAUGUUGUUUGUGGAAAGCUCUGUUAAAUGAACAAAACUGAAUAAACAAAGUACUACUGCUUCUUUCCUA
Molecule: messenger RNA, 669 nt
Organism: Gopherus evgoodei (Goodes thornscrub tortoise)
Lineage: Eukaryota; Metazoa; Chordata; Testudines; Testudinidae
Gene: SMIM4
Product: small integral membrane protein 4
Exons: 3
Coding region: 120-359 (79 amino acids)
Source: RefSeq, a predicted model, not a curated record